Molecule: messenger RNA, 366 nt
Organism: Symbiodinium natans
Lineage: Eukaryota; Dinophyceae; Suessiales; Symbiodiniaceae
Source: the annotation of a GenBank genome assembly
AUGGGCAAGUCCAAAAAGGCCGUGCUCCACGAUGCAGGUGGCAAGAAGAUCCUGCAUCCCGCCGAGGCAGAUCGCAAGAAGGCGAAGCAGCGCCUCCGCGAGAAUCGGGCUAAGAAUCGCAAGAAGCGCUUUGAAGCAAAGAUGCUCGAGAAAGACACGUCGCUUGUACAGGCGGAGAUCACGGAGUACAAGGAGCUGGAAAAAGCAGGGAAGCUUACCAAGUGGAAGAAGGACAAGAUGGAUCGGGAGGUGGCCGUCUUCGGCCGGCUAAAGGAGAAGGUGGAGCAGAACACGCGGAAGCGAUUCGAGGACAACGCAGGUCGAUCUUCUACGACCCUGCCACGUGCUCAGCUGCUUUUGGCCUGA